Molecule: messenger RNA, 846 nt
Organism: Caenorhabditis bovis
Lineage: Eukaryota; Metazoa; Nematoda; Chromadorea; Rhabditida; Rhabditidae
Source: the annotation of a GenBank genome assembly
AUGGCGUACGCUGAUUAUGUUUUAGUUGUCUGGUUAGUGGUUCCAGUCUUUAAUUAUUCAAUAUGGGGAAUUCUCCACGUUUUCAUUUUUAAUGUCCUUCUUUUAACAACAUUGAUAGCACAUUCACGAGCAAUGUUCUCCGAUCCUGGAAUUGUGCCAAUUUCACGAACAGGGAUGGCAAACAAUCCGAGGCGAAAUUCCUCAUCGGAAGAUUCGGAUUCUGAAGAAGAGGCAAUGAUAAGGCGGCUUGAAAGAGGCUCCGCAUCAGAAUGGACGAUGUGCACUCGCUGCCAGUCAUUUCGUCCACCGCGAGCCCAUCAUUGUCGGAUAUGCAAGCGUUGUGUUCGCAAAAUGGACCAUCACUGCCCAUGGGUGAAUAAUUGCGUCGGCGAGCUCAACCAAAAGUAUUUUCUGCAAUUCGUCAUCUACGUCGGCGUCAGUUGCUUCUACGCCCUAUUUGUGCUCACGCUCAGUUGGGUUCUCGAUGAUGCUCGCGGAGCAACUCGCGGCAUUUAUUCAGAGAAUGUCAAUCAUCAAAAAGUACUUCACUCAAUAUUUCUUGCCAUGGAAAGCAUGCUGUUCGGAAUGUUCGUCAUCGCCGUCUCGUGCGAUCAGCUCAGCGCGAUUUUCACCGACGAGACCGCCAUCGAAACCGUUCAGCGUCGCGGACGCGGCCAAUAUCCGAAUAGUACGCGCCGGCCGCGUUCCUCAAAAGUCGCCAUGCUUCGGCAGGUCUGCGGGCCGGGCCCCCGAUUACUGUGGCUUCUUCCAUGCUUCUCAACACGACGGGCCGCUUCAUCGCGAUACAUGCGCUCCUUACACCAAUUGGCACAAUACGAUGUAUAA